This is a messenger RNA of Cynoglossus semilaevis (tongue sole), 8533 nucleotides long. It is a transcript of the gene rfx3, whose product is annotated as regulatory factor X, 3 (influences HLA class II expression). Gene Ontology annotation, cellular component: nucleus. Gene Ontology annotation, molecular function: DNA-binding transcription factor activity, RNA polymerase II-specific; RNA polymerase II cis-regulatory region sequence-specific DNA binding. Bases 2688 to 5075 code for a protein of 795 amino acids. The transcript has 18 exons. Lineage: Eukaryota; Metazoa; Chordata; Actinopteri; Pleuronectiformes; Cynoglossidae. Gene Ontology annotation, biological process: regulation of transcription by RNA polymerase II. The record is from RefSeq and is a predicted model, not a curated record.
GGCUAGAAAAGUAAUUACUUGUUUGGAGAAAGAAUUGCAGUUAACAAUUAGUGGGGCACAAGUUCAGUUCAACAAAUUAAAGUCACAACUAAGUCUUGAAAAUGAGAGCUGCAUGAGCUUGUUUGGGUUUGGAUAGUUUAGGACCACUCGUCCUAGCAGUGGCUGAAACCGUGCCCUAAUUUAAAAAAAACUUCCUUAUUCCAGUUCUUGGUGAACGAAUUAUGCAUGGGCAUAAACAUGGGUAUGGUUAUGAUCAGAAUGUCCAGGUCAGGCUGGAUCAAUAAACAAAUAUCAGUCCAAACUGACAUGUGCAGGUGAGUGCAGGAUAGAUUGUGAGUUUUGAUUACCCUCAAUCUUGAUUAUCUGAGGAUUACUUUAAUGUGGCUGUUCCAUUAGUUCAUUAUAAUUUUGUCAUCUACAAUUCCCUUGAAGACCUUCAGUGGAUAAACAAAAUGACUGACAGCUUUAAAGCAAAUCAAACUAAUUAGUUUAUAAAAAGAUUGGAGUCACAGAAUGGGUAACACACACACACACACACACACACUGCAUAUGCAACAGGAUGUUGGAAACUGCUAGUUAUCAGCUCAUGUUACCACUUACCUGUAGUCCAGUGAGCCAGAAAUAGUACCGUGCCACCUGCUGCCUAGAUCCUGUUGCAUUUCCAAUCACUUAAAGAGGGACUGAUUAAUUCAAUUAUUCAGGCAUCCAUUUUCAUGGAUUACAGCAGAACGGAACAUGUUUGGUCCGUAAUGUAUGUUGUUAAGGACAGGGGAGAUUUUUAUUUGUUUUGUUGUUUUUUUUUGGGCACAGCAAGAGUUGAUUAGAGUGAUCAGAUUUUGACAUCACCUUACAAACGUUAAGUGGUUAAUGCUUGUGACAGUCCGAAAACAACAGUAUGUACAAUAAAUCAAUGCAACUUUCUUUUUUUUUUAAACAGCUAAAUAUGUCUUCACCAGUGAAGGGUCCCAUAUAAUUUAAGAUUAAACGGCCAACAGUAGUUUGCAUACCCUUUACAUAAACCUCAGGUAUGACUUGCAAUGGCACCUGUCCCUUUGCUACUCCCAUCAUGCCUUGGGUGUAAAUAAUCCAAAACAGUGAUGCAUUGCUGCAUGUAUACUUGUCAUGCUUGUUCACCUGCUCAUAUUUCUGUACUUGGUGUACUAGCGCCACCUUUUAUCAGACGUGAUCGGUGGAGUCGUAUGACGAUUCUUCCACUAACUUUUGACUGUAAACGUAGCUGCGUUUUUUUUCAUUUGUUUCAAGCAAGUGGAAACUGGGGAGGAGAGAAAACGAAGGGCAAAAUGUUGCCCUCCUCGGUGGCUUUUGUUCCUCUGUGUCUUUGUAGGGCUUGCACUUGCUCAGUGGAGCAAAGCAUUUAAGUGGGCCACAAGGGAGUGCCUGAAUGGUGAGGCAGGAGGUGUGUUGUCUGUGUCAAUGUGUGUGUGUAUUUGUGUGUGUGUUUGUGGAGGGGGAUGGGGUGAGGCAACGAGAGUGUGUUGUGAUGCAGGGGCACUUUUCCUCAAUUAAGGUGAGCUCAGAUGGGCGCAUUAACUUGAACUUUUUUAAAGCACACUGUAGAACAGAAGUGUACAACCUCCAUCCUAAAGAGACUGUUGGUGUCGUGGAGCCUUUUAUCACCUUGGCAGCCUUAAAAACACACAACCUAACCUUUUGCCUUUACCAGUGGCGGUUUGUUUCUUAGUCAGACCACAGCUUUGUCUGGAAACAGAAGGCUUAGGUCUGACAGUCAUAGUAUAAGCGUACAUCCCCCUCCUCAGCAGUUGAAAAUAGUAGUGCUCUUGAAAGCAGAUGGUGUUGAGUUAAUGAAUCUCCGCUCUCUACUUUGUUUAAAGAAGCUGUUUAUUCUUCCAGUCUCUCCCUUCUUUAUGGAAGACUAUCCCUCUAUCAUCCAGAUUGAAUCACAAAUAAAGCAAUAGAUUUUAUCCUGAGUAAAGUAUGAUAUUGCAUGUAAGAAGAAGACUUUCCCUGGAGAGAUUUGGAGCUGUUCAGAGACCAGGCUUAAUUAACCAAGAGAGGCUUAUUCAUGGAAACUGUGAUGGGUAGGAGGUGGCCUUCCCCUGGAAGGACUGAGUGAUGUUAGCCAUACUAUUAUUAUCUCACAAACACAGGUUCACCGACAGAUUCAGACACGCACUUUAUGCUUAUCAUAAAACUUUCCUUGGUUACCAAGUAUUGUAAAUAGUUUCCGAUGCGCGACAAACUGUAACUUUUUGGUUUAAAACCUAGGAAUAAACUUUUACAAAACCCAAAACAAUAGAAGUCAUUUCUAGUUUUCUAGGCUUAAUUACAUCCAAGGUAACAUAAAACCUGUGAGAGCGUACUCUGACAAAAAGAAAAAGGCAACAUCUAUUUGACGUCUGUUAAAUAUUAACCUGUUUUAUGGCUGUGAACGUGGAGACUAGUCCAUGUGUCACUGAAGCAUGAGAUGUUUAGUACAUUGAGUACUCCUGGGCAGACACAGGCUCAGGUUGAUUUGCUUCAAAGAGAGAAUCAGCAGCAUUGAUUUAGCGCAGAACAGCCGGUGAAAACAGUGCAUGUUCCUUGUAGGCUUUGAUGACUAUAAUCUCACUCAGGCGUGCAUGUCCUUGGAAUAUCUUAGAAAGAAUUUGUAAAAUUGUAUUGUGUUUAUUUGAGCCUCACUGAAAAUAUUUACAAAUGGUUGUCAAAUGAAGUUUACAGAAGGAUUAAGAUUUCAUUUCUGUGGCGCCAUGCAGACCCCGGAAGCAGGCGCUGACUCCACCUCCACUGUCCCUCUUCAGACCACUGUGCCUGUCCAACCUGCGGGCUCCACCCAGCAGGUGCCUGUCCAGCAACAGGCCCAGACUGUUCAACAGGUUCAGCAUGUUUACCCAGCACAGGUGCAGUAUGUGGAGGAAAACAGUGGCGUCUACACCAAUGGCAACAUAAGGACCUACUCGUACUCAGAGCCACAGCUGUACAGCCAGAACAGUGGUGGAAGCUACUUUGACACACAGGGCAGUUCAUCACAAGUGUCCACCGUGGUCACAUCUCAUGGCAUGACCAGCAACGGAGGAGGGGGCGGUGGAGGAAUGACCAUGGGUCUAGCUGGGGGUCAGGUAAUCAGCAGCAGUGCUGGAGGGUACCUCAUGGACAACAGUGGACCACACCCUGCUACCCAGACAGCACGAGCCUCCCCUGCCACCUAUGAGUUAGGAAGUCGGGGUCAUAUCUGUGCACAAAGUGAAGAGCAGAAGCUGCUGCUGAAUAUUGAAAUGGCGAUUGAGACGCUCCAAAAAUCUGAGGGUUUAUCCAGUCAGAGAAGCUCACUGCUCAACAGCCAUCUCCAGUGGCUGUUGGACAAUUACGAGACAGCAGAGGGUGUAAGUCUGCCCCGAUCCACCCUCUACAAUCAUUACCUACGGCACUGCCAGGAGCAGAAACUUGACCCUGUAAACGCAGCCUCUUUUGGCAAACUCAUCCGCUCUAUCUUCAUGGGACUCCGUACGAGGCGCCUGGGGACGAGAGGAAACUCCAAAUAUCACUACUAUGGUAUACGUGUAAAACCAGACUCCCCACUCAACAGACUCCAAGAGGACAUGCAGUAUAUGGCUCUGAGACAGCAGCCUGUUCAGCAGAAACAGAGGUUCAAACCUGUGCAGAAGUUCGAUGGCAACUCUGGUGAUAACUACUCAGGCGGAGGUCAGCACCAGCCCGGUGCAGCAGAGCAAACAGUCAUUGCACAGAGCCAGCACCACCAGCAGUUUCUGGAUGCAUCGAGGGCCCUCCCUGACUUUGUGGAGCUGGACCUGGGACAAACUAAUACAGAGAACAUCAGUCCAGAGGAUGUGAAAGCUCUUCAGGUUCUGUACAGAGAGCACUGUGAGGCUAUUUUGGAUGUGGUUGUCAACCUUCAGUUCAGUUUAAUUGAGAAGCUAUGGCAGACAUUUUGGCGUUACACACCCCCUGACUCAGUAGAGGGCGCCACCGUAACAGAAAACAGCAGCAUUAGCGAGAUUGAAGCGCGACUCCCUCGAUCGCAGCUGUUGGCGCUGUGUAGAAAUGAAGCUGUGCUUAAAUGGAUGAGCACCUGUGACCAUCUCAUGUACCAGGCCCUUGUUGAGAUCCUCAUCCCUGAUGUCCUGAGACCCAUUCCCAGUGCCUUGACUCAAGCCAUUCGAAACUUUGCCAAAAGUCUGGAAGGUUGGCUGAAUAAUGCUAUGAAUGCCGUUCCGCAGAGAAUGAUUCAGACCAAGAUUGCCGCUGUCAGUGCCUUUGCACAAACUCUGCGCAGAUACACAUCUCUGAAUCACCUGGCUCAAGCAGCACGUGCUGUGUUGCAGAACACAUCGCAAAUCAAUCAGAUGCUGAGUGAUCUGAACCGAGUGGACUUUGCCAAUGUGCAGGAACAGGCCUCUUGGGUGUGCCAGUGUGAGGAGGGAGUGGUUCAGCACUUGGAGCAGGACUUCAAGGCUACACUACAGCAGCAAAGCUCUCUGGAGCAGUGGGCUGCCUGGCUGGACAACGUGGUCACUCAGGUGCUUAAGCCCUACGAGCAUCGACCCAGUUUUCCCAGGGCUGCUCGACAGUUUCUGCUUAAAUGGUCCUUUUACAGCUCUAUGGUGAUCAGGGAUCUGACCCUACGCAGUGCUGCCAGUUUUGGUUCCUUUCACCUGAUUCGCCUAUUGUACGAUGAGUACAUGUUUUAUCUGGUGGAGCAUCGUGUGGCCCAAGCUACUGGAGAGACACCUAUUGGUGUAAUGGGCGAGUUUGACAGCUUCAACACCUUAUCCCUCACUAACAUUGAUAAAGAUGAAACAAGUGGGAUGGACAGUGACUUAGAAGAGGACUCAGAGGAAUGUGGGGAGCCUCUCGCCAAGCGGGAAAAGUCUGAGCAUGAGGUGAUCCAGGUAAUCCAGGUCAGUGGACUAGACGAUGGUAGCCACCCCGUGGUGGGAGUGGUCCAGCCAACCGUUCUUCACCACUCUCUGCCUCAGCCCCCGCUGGACCACACUGAGCACAUCCUUACGCCCUCUGCUGGUACCCCCAACAUCCGCCACUGCAGCACAACAGGCAACACCUACGCCUCUGUCUGAGGGUGUGGCCAAAAAACAAAUUCUGGCAGAUUUUUUAACUGUUUCACCUUCACUGCAUAUCUUUCUCUCUGUAAGUCUUAAAUGUUUCUGUCUCUCUUCACACAUUGUCUCCGUCUGCAACCAGCCUCUCUCCCCUAGUGGAGAAGUGCUGAAAUACACUCUGGCUAAGUUGAGCUGUCUGUUUCUGACUGCUCAGAUACUGGAUGUGGUGUCAUCCAAUAAAAGUCUCUGCCACAACAACUGGUGGAGGAAAUGGAGUCAAAUGACCUGGUAAACAUUACUCGCUAAGUCAGUAACAAACAGCAGCUACCUGGUCUGUGUACGCUGACGAGCUUAACUCCUUCAAACUACUGACGUCUCAGAGCUCAAAUCAAGUCACCAGUCCCAGUGAAACAAAGUCAUAGUGUAGUAAAUCAUAGCUAUUAUUUGUUGUAAAUACUUUUCUUUCUUCCUUUAAUUGGUAUUACCCAAACAACAUGGUGCUAACGUUGUUUUUGCUUUGAAAUCUAGUUCUCUUUGCUGUUAUUGGUUGGUGUCAAUAGGCAUUCAAAUGAUGUUAUUGUCAUUGGCUGUCGCUAAAAAAACACAAAUGACUUGCUACAUAUGACCAUUUGUUUACAAAUCUAUCUGGUUUUCGUUCACCCAAAAUAACUAAUAGCUUUCAGCCACAUUAAAAAAAAAAAAAAAAUCAACUUAAAUAUUUGUGCUGCUACUCCUGUGUUUGUAUUUAGAAUACUGAGAACUUUGGCUCUGCACCACCGUUUUCUCAGUGCUAGCUUUUCUAUGCACAUUGUGCAUAGUGCUUGCCUUUGUUUGUAUUAGAUGCUCCGUAAUAUGUGUUUGCUGUGACGUGCUCAUUUACCGACAGGACACGUUCCACAGUUUCCCCCACGCCCCAACACCCCGGUUCCAAUCCAAAACAAUUUUCUUACGUUCAUAAAAAGGACCAAAAAAAACUGAACCCACGAGAGGAAACUGUCAGUGCCGCCCGAGAGCCGUUUCCUGUUACACAGUGCCAUGUUGCAGAACAGAAGGAAUGUCAGGGAUUUUAUGUACCUCGGCUUUAUCAUAGUGCCUUAUCCUUUUUAAUGCAGCUGCCCUUGUUGUCAUGACUGUGCGUUGUAGACGACCCACAGCCUCUCUGCAUUGUCCCAGCCCCAGAUGUUUAGCUUUCUGGUGACUUGUGGCUGGAUUUGGGCUGGCUUCAUCAGCAUUGAGACGGAGGAAUGCAGGCACAGACACAUCUGUUGUUUUCCCUCUGGAUCAGCUCUGCUACGCUCAUAACGCAUCUGAUUCGUGGUCCAUAGCCUCGAUCCUGCCCUACUUCUGCCAUCUAGAGGCCUGUUCUUGCAUUAGCCUUUGUUACUGGGUGAUGUCUACACACGAAUGUCUAAGUCCGUGCUGUGUUUUGUACAUACAUAUAUAUAUUUAUCUGUGUCUUGUGUGCUUGGAACACAUCUGUCAGUCACCCUACCUCAAACCAGUGGUGCCAGCCCUUUUUGACUCGUGCAGAACAGUCACCAAACACUUAUUGCACACACACACACACACAGACACACAGACACACAUCCCUGUACUGCACAGAUCUCAACGCGUUAAAGAAAACCUGCAUUGCUUUUUCUCUCACCUGAUUCUUUCGGUUCCUCGCCCGUAAAUGCUUUUGUCCUUUGUUCCCUGUUUGAAGAUCAUCUUUGUACAGUGGACCAAAAGUAGAUAUUUUCUGAUAAAGAGAGAGAGAGAUAUAUAUGUAUAUUAUAUAUAAUGAUAAAAAACACUACAUAUACUUGUUGCUUUAUAUGUUGUUGAUCUGAUCAUUUAUCUGUGUUAUUUUUGAUUGGUAGCGCCACACUGUAAUUAGUUUAUAGACUGAAGGCAUGGGUACUUUUGUUUUGUUUUUUGUUUUUUUUUUUAGAAUACUUGAAGGUUUUCAACCUUCGACAUUGUGAAGAAUAUUGAGAUUAAUCCCCUGAAUAGGAACGCUUGGCUGCGAUAUUUGUUUGUUUGGUUUUUUUUUUAUCUUGUUUAACAUGCUUGUUAAACUGUUGCGAUACUCUAAGCAUCUGUUUGGAGAAAUGUUUAUUUAUUGGUAUUUAUUGUGUUUUUGUUUAUGGAGAGACUUGUUAUAUUGGUACUGGAUAAUGAAUUGUGAAUGACACUUACUGCAAAGAGCAGACCUACUGUACAGAAGGACCGGAAACUUCUUUUGCUUAUUUUUUUCUUCCUUCUUUGUAAGUCUUGCAUUAUUUUGAUUGUUGAUCUUUAAGGAGGGGUUGGUACUAUUUCUUUGUAGUAAUCAGUCCAUGACGUUCUAUUACAAAUCCAAAAAAAAAAUCCCUUUUUGAUACUAGCAGUAAACAGGAGCUUUGCCAUGUUGUCUUAAACUACAAACUUCAUUUCCAAAAAAGUUGGUAUACUUUCUAAAAAUACAAUAGGAAAAAGAAUAACUGAGUCCAUGUUAUUUACCUGAACCAUUGAGGAAACAGUGUCAAUUAACACAAUGUGUUUUUAAAAAUGACAUUAGAUCCUUCAUGCCAAAGACAGACAGAUCAAACCAACGGUCCCUAGGAUAUGCCAUUAAGGAUCUGCAUACAUGUGAAGUUGUACCACAUUUUUCAUUAUUCAUAAUAGAGUAAAUCAAACCGAUGUAUUCAGGUCUAAAAAAAAGAAAAACGGACAUGAUUUGUGCAUCUGCACCGCAGCAGGUCCAAACAAGACAUCUUUUCCCAGGUUCUUGUCCCAUAGAAAAGUCUAUGGGACAAAAACCACUGAAACGCCUACUGUAUAAAUUAUAAAAACAUUACUCUAGAUUGAAGAGGCAGUUGUUCAAUUUGCCCUCCUGUUGUUCUGAUUUGUCUACUAUUGAAAUAGUCCACAAAGAGGAAACUCAAACGUCAAGGUUCAGACUUUUAGGCCGCUCAAAUCUUAUACACAAAGACAAACACUUAUAUACAAAAUCAGCAGCAACACGAGAACGUUCACACAACAACGCCACCAAAAUUUUGUGUUCUCAGUUUGGGUGUGAUGUGAAGAUAAUUCAAUGCCUGGAGUGUGUUGCAGGUGUCGGUUGCUAAAGUUUACUAAACAGAACUAUUUGGCUGUAAAACCUUCAGUAAAUAACAGAUUUGACAUUUUACUGUGUUUUUAGAAAGUGGACCAACUUUCUGAAAAUGGGGUUUAAAUCUGGUUGCCUGUGUGGGGACCACACUUGGCGGUAAAGAAGGGUGUGUUUAAUUGUUCGUCUGUGUGGGUCAGUGGGUUUAUUUGUGUCUUUAAAUUAUUUUUAAAACACGUUGGGGGAAUUUUACAAGGAAUUCUUUUUUUUUAUACCUGCAGCACACAUGUCUUAUCAUUAAGCCUUACACUUUUUCUAUUGGCUUUAAUAUCUGGAAAAACCCAGAUGAAAUGUGCGAGGAUUCAAACUUUCUUCUCAUAUCCCUUAAGGACAAUUUACAAAAAUG